Messenger RNA from Oryzias latipes (Japanese medaka), 2576 nucleotides. Its product is annotated as homeobox protein Nkx-2.5. Gene Ontology annotation, cellular component: nucleus. Gene Ontology annotation, molecular function: RNA polymerase II cis-regulatory region sequence-specific DNA binding; DNA-binding transcription factor activity, RNA polymerase II-specific. Lineage: Eukaryota; Metazoa; Chordata; Actinopteri; Beloniformes; Adrianichthyidae. The record is from RefSeq and is a predicted model, not a curated record. Gene Ontology annotation, biological process: cell differentiation; regulation of transcription by RNA polymerase II.
AAAUGGGGGGGGGGGGGAUAUUUAUUUUGCUUCUUAUUGACAAAGAGGCCGGGCGGCAGUUUCAAAAACAGUAACAAAACACGCGCGUCCACGUCACUGCUCCCCGCAGUCUUCUCUCCAACUAGUGCUUUCCCUCCGGCCCACGCGGACUUUCCAUUUCACGCACACCCCUCCCCCUCGCUCCAAAAGGAGGCAGCGGCACUGCUUCGCCCCGGUCCAUCCCGCACCUCCAAAGCCUGACAUUAUGUCUGUCAGGGAGGACCUGCGUGGACAAACCCGCCGCUAACACCCGUGUUUUCCUGCGAUUUAUGGCGAUGAAGGAUUCCAGAGGCUUAACGCACCUCCAAUUAGCAAAGACAGGGCUUCCAGGCGGAUCUGCGUGUUAGGAGGAAAGAAGGGGGAGUGCAUGUUACUCGCUGGACUUCAUUUCCUCGAUGCUGCGGAGCUGGAUGACAUGAUGCUGCAGAGCCCGCUGACCUCCACGCCGUUCUCCGUCAAGGAUAUCCUGAAGCUGGAGCAGCAGCAGCAGCAGCAGCAGCAGCAGCAGCAGCAGCAGUGCGCCUCCCUGGAGCUCCACAGCCAGCACCUCCUGGCCCGCUCCCCGCACGGACACCAGCACUUCCAAACCCCAUCCUCCUGCAUGCUCGCCGCGGCUCGGGACAGCCCUCCUUUCUCGGACGGAGAGGACAACCUGGCUUACCUGAGCGCGCUGACGGCGCGCGAGGAGGAGCGCGCGGAGCCCCCUCUGUCCCCCAGCAUGUACGGCCACGCGGGCCUCCACGGAGCCAAGCUGGAGGGCGCGGAGCUGGAGGAGCCGGAAAGGAAGACCUGCGGCCUGCUGUCCCGGGAGGAGUCCUCGGGGGGCGGACCGGGGGAGGCGGAGAGGCCGGCGCAGAAGCAGCGGAGUCGUCGGAGGCCGCGCGUGCUCUUCUCCCAGGCGCAGGUCUUCGAGCUGGAGCGGCGCUUCAAGCAGCAGCGCUACCUGUCCGCGCCGGAGCGGGAACACCUGGCCACGACGCUCAAGCUCACCUCCAACCAGGUCAAGAUCUGGUUCCAGAACCGGCGCUACAAGUGCAAACGGCAGCGGCAGGACAAGUCUCUGGAGGCGGCGGGGCAGCACCACCCCCCGCCGCCGAGGCGCGUCGCCGUGCCCGUGCUGGUGCGGGACGGGAAGCCGUGCCUGGGGGGCGCGCAGAGCUACGCCGCGAACCCCUACAGCCCCACCCCGUACGGCUACAACGGAUACCCCGCGUACACGUACAACAGCCCCGCUUACAACAGCAACUACAGCUGCACCUACAGCAGCAUCCCCGCCCUCCCCCCGUCCAGCACCCCCAACGCCUUCAUGAACAUGAACUUGGGGAGCGUGGGCGGCCUUGGCGGCUCCUCGCAGGCCCAGACGCACGCAGGGACAGCGGUCACGUCCUGCCAGGGCUCCCUGCAGGGCAUCCGGGCGUGGUAGCCCCCCCCCCCUCCGGGAGCGAAGGAGCUCCUCGGUUUGGAUGGAGGUGUCAGAUGGAUCCACAGGUCAGGAGCGGGCGGACACAAACGCGGUGCAAUGUGGUUUUAAGCUUCACCUUUGCCCGGGGCCGCGCGCUGGCCCCGCACAACAGAGAGGGAGGGGGGCACGUGCGCAAAAAUCAAAAGAAUUUCAUUUUUUAUUUGAGAGAUUGUGUUUUAUUGUUUUUGCUAGAAAAAUGAUUGUUUUUAGUCUAUUUCACAUUUAUUCAAAUAAAGUAAAUCUAUUCCAGACGCUGAGUUCUGCUUUCUGACGGAAACUGAGACCCAAACGCAGCUUUUCUGCAGCAGAACAUUCCGCAGACAAACACGCCGGCAGGAGCCGCGGGAGGAGGAGGAGGAGGAGGAGGCCGGGGCCGCAGGGACCCUUUGUCCCGGUGCCAGGCGACGUGAAAGGAGGAAGUUUUUUCUCCAUUUGAGCUCCUUAAAGGACAAAAUUAGGCUCCUAAAAUACCCCGAAGAGCGCGCGGCGGUCGGGCUGCAGAGCGGGAAUAAUGGCUCUUAUUGGAUUGUUGGACAAAAGGUGUGUGGUAGGCAGAGCCGGGCACUCAGCAAAGACAAAGGCGCGCAGGGGCCGCGAGAUUGACGUCCUAAUAUUCCCAUUUGAGCGACAGGCAGCGGGUUAUUCUAACCAGGGAAGAGGAAAAACGUGGUCACCUUUGUUCCCCUUCAGGAGCCCCCCCCUCUUUUUGUUCGCGGAAAAAGGCUCUGUGAGAUCUCCAGCCGCGCGGGCUCUGGGGCUGCGGGGCUGGAGAUGAGGGCAGCGGGAGGCGUUUGUCUGAAAGAAGGGGGUAUUAUUGCUACAAGUUUCACCAUUUGUCCCGCAGAGGAAAAUGGGCAGGAGAAUUUGGGGUGGGGGGUGUGGGUCACGGCCUGUUAGGGCUGAUGUUCCAUCCGUCAGUCUCACGGGGGAACCGCGGAUUUUCAGACCGAUUAUUCUGCAGAAGCGGCUCAGAGGCGCGCGGCCGAAUCCCAAAACGUUCCGGAGAACAAACCGGAUCAGAAACCGGAGUCGAACUUUUUACAUCAAAUAAAAACAAAUCCACUUCAUACCUGAA